CUUUGAAAGCACUCACAUACCCAUUCAAUUACAUUUACAUUUACAUUUCCUGUACCUGCUCCAACGCAACCCGUAUUUUGGGAAAUAAUAAUAAUAAUAAUUGACUUUUUAAUAUAUUCCUUGGUCUCCAUCUAUUUUUGGUCUUUAUUAUUCCAUUGCGCCAGAGUUAUCUUACUGCACUCUCCCCCCACUUUUUACAUCCUCUCUUUCACAUACACAUUACCUUUUUAAUAUUACAAUGUCGUUUGACUCCAAAUCUAGCUCCUCAAAAACCGUUUGCGCAGCCUUAACGCUCGGCAAGCUCGGGAAUAUCACACACAAGGGCUGGCUCUACCGCUACAGCAGCAGCUCUUUCCUGAAGGGCUGGAAGCGCCGGUUCUUUGCAAUCUCCGACGAGCGUAUGUACGUGUUCAAGGAGAACUAUCACGACAGCCUCCACUACGAUGUUAUUGAUCUGACAACGUUCCGCCAAGUGCAGCAAAUCAGUACACCGCGCAAGACAAAGUACGGCUUCCUUCUGCGGUCACUCCGGAGACCCUCGGUUUUUGACGAGCCCACGGAGGAGAUGCCUGAAAGCUUUGAGGUGGAGCUAUAUGCCGAUACAGAGUAUGCCUUGAACGAGUGGAUGAGCGCUAUUUCCAAGGUCUUUGUGACUAUGGAUUUGCGCACUAUCCAGUCGACCCCCCUGUCGAGCUUUGAUGCUCUUGUACAUCGCGCUGGUCUUCUUCAGCCGCGGGUUGGCGGCUCUAUUUUAAAACGCAUGGACAAGCACCGGGCCACCACUGCCAUGGAUCACCUGCAGUCUUCGUCGACGCUAGUUUCUGGCUCACCGGAUGGCGUUGUCUUGACACAUUUAAGUGGGCUCGACGCCUAAAGUGCUCCCUUUGUAAGAAGAUAGGCGUAUCGGAUAUUUUUCCUUUGCCAGAAAAGUGCGUCUUGGCCUCAUUCUCUUUCUUUCUUUCUCCAACCCCCAUGUCCAUACAUUGGUCUUUUUUACGUUUCCUUUUUGGAGAGAUGACAGAGUGCGCAUGGAAAGUAUAUUUCAAAAAAAACUGAUCGGCAGGAGCCUUGUCUCCUGAUGAUUUUCAAUUAUCAACAUGUUUUAUUUUUUAUUCUCCAUGUCAUUUUUUAUUUUUAUUUUAUUUUGUUUUGUUUUGUUUUGUUUUGUUAGUUUUCGUUUUUUAGUUUUUUAUUUUUUAGCUCCGUUAUUAUUCUUUUCAUUUUUCGCGACC
Molecule: messenger RNA, 1232 nt
Organism: Kickxella alabastrina
Lineage: Eukaryota; Fungi; Kickxellomycota; Kickxellomycetes; Kickxellales; Kickxellaceae
Exons: 1
Coding region: 239-874 (211 amino acids)
Source: RefSeq, a predicted model, not a curated record